UUUAAGUUCUUUUCAAAAGGCGAUCGAUAAGAAUAAUGCUGCAGCUCCAAAUUUUGAUUCGAUACUACAACAGUUUAUUCAGCAAAGUUCUCAACAACACACAACUUGCCUUACUUCUGUAAGCGAACAACAGCAGGAAAAUACAAAGUUAAAGUUACAACUUCAACAGAGUUCAAAUGAAAUAAAAGAAUUUCAAAAUAAACUCAAUGCGUGUCAAGUGAAUAACACAAAUUUCGUAAAACCCAAUGACGAGAAGAUCAAAAAAUGUCAGAUCGAUCAAAACAGUUUUGUAUCGUGUCGAAUGGCUUUGAUAUCCGAGAAGGACAAGUCGUAUGAUAAGAAUUCGGAAAUGAAGAAAUUGAUUAAUGAAACUGAUAAAAUUCAUGAAAAGUUGGUUUCUUGUCAGAAGCAUUAUGGAGAAAAAAGAAUAGAGGCACAGCAAAAAACAUCAUUCGAAAAGAAUCUAAAUGAUUGUGAAAAGAAACGUGCAGAUAUAGAAAAUAACCUCCGAAGAAAGACAGGGAAGUUGAGUAAGGCACAACUUGAGCUGGAUAAUUGCACUUCUAUUAAAGAUGAAUUACUUACUCAACUCAAUAUUAAUAAUAAUCCUCCAAGCUCUUGUUUAAACCUGUCUGCAGGCAUUCAUGAGAUACAACUUACAAAUGAUAAACGUUUUAAUCUGCUUUAUGAUAGAGAUGGUUGGAUGAUCAUUCAGAAACGAUUUGAUGGUAGUCAAGAUUUUAAUAAUAACUGGCACGAAUACGUAAAUGGAUUUGGCCACUUGCGUGAAGAGUUUUUCAUUGGAUUGGAGAAACUUAAUCUUAUUACGAGUUCAACUCGUUACAAGUUAUUAAUUUCGAUAAAACAUCCGUGGGGCUCAUUUAGCGCACAAUACGAUAAUUUUAGGAUUGGAAAUUCGACAUCAUUCUACAGUUUAGGGUCGAUUGGAAGAUAUAAUGGCAACUUGAAUGUCUUUCAAUGGAAUGUAAAUCAGCCAUUUUCCACAUACGAUCAAAAUCACUAUUUAAAUGCUCAGAAUUGUGCGGAAGUAUUUAAAGGCGGCUGGUGGUAUCAGCCAAGCUGUAGCGAUGAUAAUCUAAAUGGUUCCCUUUAUGGAGCGAAUAGCACGCCUUCUGGUACCACACUCAUGAAGAUUCGUCCAUACACUGAUCCAUACUAAAAGGUUCUACAUAUGUGCUAUAAUUAUAAUUAUAAGUCAAUACGAUAUUGAUUUAUUAUUCAUUUGAUGCUUUCUUAAGAAUUGGAUAUUGAUACCAUACUUUUUAUAAUCAAUUUUAUUAAAUACAAAAAUGUAUACUUUUGAAUUACGCUUGGCAAAAACGAUUGUUGCAGUCUAAUAUAAUAUAUU
Molecule: messenger RNA, 1369 nt
Organism: Drosophila albomicans
Lineage: Eukaryota; Metazoa; Arthropoda; Insecta; Diptera; Drosophilidae
Product: angiopoietin-related protein 1-like
Exons: 7
Coding region: 302-1180 (292 amino acids)
Source: RefSeq, a predicted model, not a curated record